Molecule: messenger RNA, 2004 nt
Organism: Aspergillus luchuensis
Lineage: Eukaryota; Fungi; Ascomycota; Eurotiomycetes; Eurotiales; Aspergillaceae
Exons: 8
Coding region: 1-2004 (667 amino acids)
Biological process (GO): DNA-templated transcription; regulation of DNA-templated transcription
Molecular function (GO): zinc ion binding; DNA binding; DNA-binding transcription factor activity, RNA polymerase II-specific
Source: RefSeq, a predicted model, not a curated record
AUGGACAUCGACACAAUACCUCAUCAUCUCGCUGCUCUGAGAAUGCCAGCUACACAAAAGAGACAGCGUGUCUCUAUUGCUUGUGUACCAUGUAGAAAGAAAAAACGUCGCUGUGAUGGGCAGAAGCCCGUUUGCCAAGUCUGUGAAAGAGAAGAUCGCGAAUGUAGAUACACAUAUCAUCUUGAGAAGCGAAAGCCUCCGACCAAAUGCUAUAUCCAUGCACUCCACUCCAGGAUUGCUUUCCUAGAACAUCAACUCGCAGCAGCCCCCAAUGGUGCAGAACAAGGUGAGUUCCUGGGCUUCGGCAGUGACGAGGAAAUCUUGAAUACGGCUAGUCUAGAGCCUGCAUCACAUCGCUUUUCGGGCUUCAGGCGAGAGUUCCGGAUUUCGGGGGCGUACGGACUGUUCUACUCUAGGGAGCUUGGCGAACAACAGCAAAGCUCUGGCGGGGUGGGCAUCUUGGAAAAUGUAGAGUCAGUAUCAGAAGAGCUGUUUUUACUUUCUCCUGAUGCACAAAGCCAGCUUUUAGACGACUUUUGGACCUGGAGAAAUACUUGGCCAGUUCUAGUCCAUGAGCCUCUGUUUCAGAAAGAUUUGACCAGCGGCGGAGUCAAAAUCUAUGCCACCCCAACCUUAUCGGCAGCAAUGCUAGUCUUCAACUCCCAAUAUGCCAGUGAUGCACAGCUCAGUGUCUGGAGAACAUCAGGCGAGGCUCUUGCUAAACAUGCAAAAAGCAAAAUACUCGCGCAAAUAGAAUAUCCCAGUCUGGACAUUGUCCUGGCAGCAGCUAUUAUCGCUCUAAGAGAAUUAGCAGUCGACAAUCUGUCCUCUGCUUCGCAGUAUAUUGGGAUUGCUUUUCGACAUUCUCUGACUCUUGGACUUCAUGUCGAAACACCUACAAUAGAUGGAUCGAUACAAGGCUCCCAAGAAGUUCUAGAAGCCCGGUCACUUGCAUGGUGGGGUGUCUGGCUGCUGGAAAGACACAUAUCCCAAAUCCUUGGGCAGCCAAGUGCUCUACGCGACGGUGACAUGCGUCCAGGACCAGUCCCAAUCCUUCCCAGUGUCGAGUAUCGCCUAUGGUCGGUAUCUGACAAGUCAGAUCCAGAAUUGGCAUUCUCCAGUAUGUCAAAUCUUCAAUAUGCCUGUCAGCUAGUGCACAUGGUAUCACCUGUUCUGGACGAAAUUCAUGCACUGGAAUCUCCUCUAAGCAUACAUAAAAAGGAAGAGAAAGCUACAAAGACUCAUGUCGCCAUGUCCGAAUUCUACAAUAACUUGCCGAGUCACCUCAGACUCCCUGCCACCGCUACGAAGCAACUGAGCCCACCUGUGUACCAAUUCAACUUGCUAUAUCACAACUUGAAAAUCAUGCUUCAUCGUCCUUUCAUCAAAACAGCCCCGUCACUGCAUGAUUUGGAGGAAUUGAAAGGCCCGGAAAUGGUACAUAUCCAAUCAGCAACUUUUUCAGCCAUUCGCAUAACAUCCAUAAUUAAUGCGUAUAGAAACUUCUAUCCAUUGGAAAAUCUUUCCCCAUUCGCCGUCCAUAGCUUGGCAACUUCAUCUCUCGUGCAUCUUUUGAAUGCCGACUCGGCUGAUGCCACUCUGUCGCAACGGACAACGCACCUUUACCGUCUCAACAUCCGCUUCCUGGGCCAAAUGAGCUCAACGAACUAUGGCAGCAAUCGCGCAAUAGAGGCUCUUACAUCCUUAGAAUGUGAGGGGGAUGCAUCAAUCCAGCCGAAUGCCACGAAACCAUCCGUGCGUGACCGCGGAGCAGAUGGUAAUAGUUCUGUUUCCGCGGGACCAAGAGGAGCGCCAACCACAGCACUAGAAUCGAUGAACAUUUUCGGCCACAUAGAUUCCAUGGAAAAUGCUUUCGAUUGGUUUCAGUUGCCUCUGAACGAACAACUGGUUUUUGAUGAUGUCAUUGAGAGCACUUUGUGGGAGGACGUAUGCGAAAGCCAUGACCCCAUGGGCGGCCUACCGCCUCUCCACGGAAGUCUAUAG